UAUUGGCUGAUGCUGGAAAGUGACGACCGGUUUUCCAAAGGACCAAUGAACCGCAGGAGAGCGCCUCGUCGCAUCUCUCUCUCUCAGAGGAGGGAUGCACCUGGGGGAGGAGAAUGGAGACUGAGGAAUGAUGAGCAAUGGCGAGGCCAAGGCAAAGCACAGGUGAGAGAGGUAGAGGAGGAUGACAGACGUGAGCAGCAUGGGAAUGAAAACGUGCCCAGGGGGACCUGCCAGACCAUGUGCCCUGCUCAUGAGCUGCGGAACCGUGAGCUGCAAAACUGUCUUCACCGCUAUGAGUUGUUGGCAGGCACAGAAAGAGAUCGACGCCCCAGGGGAGACCCCUUGCGUGCUGUCAAAGAGUAUUCCAGACCAGCAGCUGGAAAAGACUCGACAAACCCCACUGACCUCCGUCCACCUGCUGUGUUGCUGAAAACUGUUUGUUACCUUAUUGAUGACAUCGCUGCCUCCCGUCAGCUGCAUCCUUGGACUGAGGUGUACAGCUUUGCCUUUGAUCGGCUGCGUGGCGUGAAGCAGGACAUGAUCAUCCAGCGGGUGUCUGGGUUGAACUGUGCGGCCAUUUUAGAGCCGACGGUGCGUUUCCUCAUCUAUGCCUCUUUUCGGCUCUGUGGUGAGUCCCUGCGGCUCUACGACCCGCGCAUUAACGACACGCACCUACAGGAGAACCUGAGCUGGCUGUUGGAUUGCUACGCAACUGGAACAGGACCGCAUCCCAACCAGGAAGAGUUCCAAGCCCUCGGUCUGCUUUACAACUUGGGUUCAGCUCGUGCCACGCAGCACAUCAUGGAGCUCCCUAAGCGGCUCCGCAGCUCUCCUGCCGUCACACUCGCUCUUUCCAUCAACCGAGCUUUUCUGGAGCGAAACCCCGUACGUUUGCUCCGACUGGCUCGGAGGUUGAACUUCCUACAGAGCUGUGCUCUGCACCGUCACCUGGUGUCAUGUCGUAGAGAUCUGGUGCUAAUCUACAGCCACGGAUACAGCAGCCGCAACUGUCGCUUUCCUCUUGACGGACUGGCUCAACUCUUGUCCUUAGACACGUCACUCGCAGCCCGACUCUGUCAGGCGUAUGGGGUGGAGGUUAACCGGGACAACCAAUUGGUUUUCUCCAAGGCUGCUUUCACUGAGCCUGAACAAGAGAAACUGCACUGCAAACUGUAUCACAACAUCGUGUCAGAGAACCAGAGAGACCACCGUGUUGGGAACAUCAUUCACGGAUGCACUUGAGACAAAUAAAACGAGAAAAUCAAUAAUGCAA
Messenger RNA from Cottoperca gobio, 1273 nucleotides. It is a transcript of the gene sac3d1, whose product is annotated as SAC3 domain containing 1. Gene Ontology annotation, cellular component: spindle; centrosome; nucleus. The record is from RefSeq and is a predicted model, not a curated record. Gene Ontology annotation, biological process: spindle assembly; centrosome duplication. NCBI's taxonomy places the organism in Eukaryota, Metazoa, Chordata, Actinopteri, Perciformes, Bovichtidae.